This is a messenger RNA of Centrocercus urophasianus (Greater sage-grouse), 4844 nucleotides long. It is a transcript of the gene UHMK1, whose product is annotated as U2AF homology motif kinase 1. Gene Ontology annotation, biological process: regulation of protein export from nucleus; peptidyl-serine phosphorylation; positive regulation of translational initiation. The coding region runs from base 1 to 1284 and encodes 427 amino acids. Lineage: Eukaryota; Metazoa; Chordata; Aves; Galliformes; Phasianidae. The record is from RefSeq and is a predicted model, not a curated record. Gene Ontology annotation, cellular component: neuronal ribonucleoprotein granule; nucleus. Gene Ontology annotation, molecular function: protein serine/threonine kinase activity; RNA binding; ATP binding. The transcript has 8 exons.
AUGUCGGGGUGCGUGUGGGGCGCGGCGCCGCCGCUGCUGCUGGAGGCGCUGGGCCGGCUGUGGGAAGUGCAGGCGCCGCUGGGCAGCGGCUCCUCGGCCUCCGUGUACCGGGUGCGCUGCUGCGGGGACCCGCGGGCCCCUCCCGGCGCCGUUAAGGAGUUCGUGCCGCCCCCGGCCCGGCCCGGCCCCGCGCGCCGCCCCGGCGCCCGCCCGCCCGCCGCCGACUGCGCCGAGUACGGCUUCCGCAAGGAGCGCGCCGCGCUCGAGCAACUCCGCGGGCACCGCAACAUCGUGACUCUGUACGGCGUGUUCACCAACCACUACUCGGCCAACGGCCCGUCCCGCUGCCUGCUGCUGGAGCUGCUGGAUAUCAGCGUGUCCGAGCUGCUGCUGCACUCCAGCAACCAGGGCUGCUCCAUGUGGAUGAUCCAGCACUGCGCCCGCGAUGUCCUGGAAGCCCUGGCCUUCUUGCACCACAAAGGCUACGUGCACGCAGACCUCAAGCCACGCAACAUCCUGUGGAGCGCGGAGGAGGAGUGCUUUAAGCUCAUCGACUUUGGACUUAGCUUCAAAGAGGGGAAUCAGGAUGUGAAAUAUAUUCAAACAGACGGGUAUCGGGCUCCAGAGGCAGAACUGCAGAACUGCCUAGCACAGGCAGGGCUCCAGAGUGAGACGGAGUGUACCUCUGCUGUGGAUCUGUGGAGUCUGGGAAUCGUUUUACUGGAAAUGUUCUCAGGAAUGAAACUGAAACAUACAGUCCAAUCUCAGGAAUGGAAGACAAACAGUUCUGCCAUCAUUGAUCGCAUUUUUGCCAGUGAAGGGGUGGUUAAUUCAGCCAUUCCAGCUUAUCACCUCAGAGACCUUAUUAAAAGCAUGCUUCAUUGUGACCAAGGCAAGCGAGCCUCUGCUGAAAAGGCUUUGUGCAGCCCAUUCUUCAGCAUUCCCUUUGCUCCCCAUAUUGAAGAUUUGGUGAUGCUCCCCACACCUGUGCUGAGGCUGCUGAAUGUUCUAAGCGAUGCUUCUCUGCAGAGUGAAGAAGAAUAUGAAGAUAUCCUGGAAGACAUAAGGGAGGAGUGUCAGAAAUAUGGACCAGUGGUUUCCUUGCUUAUUCCAAAGGAAAAUCCUGGUAAAGGCCAAGUCUUUGUUGAAUAUGCAAAUGCUGGUGAUUCCAAAGCUGCCCAAAAAAUGCUGACUGGAAAGAUUUUUGAUGGCAAGUUUGUUGUGGCUACGUUUUACCCACUGAGUGCCUAUAAGAGAGGAUAUCUGUACCAAAACUUGCUGUAGGCAGUAGCAACAAUCAGGAGAGUUGUCUCACUCCUCUUCCUCACGUAUUUUACAGUUGAAUGUACAAAAGAGCUUCCUAGCCCUGCUUCUGAGUCAUCUGUAAAGGAGAGAUGCAAAGGACUGAAACGGGCUUUGAAACCUUUACUGCUGCUUUGUGAUGUGCAGAGGAGGCCUGGAUGGCUUUAAGCGUGUGCUUGUGUGUGUGUAUGUGUGUGUAGUGCUUGCUUGUUUACAUUGGAUGUUUGGCUUUGCCUGCCCCUGCGGGCACUGCGGUGACUGGAAGGUGGCUGCGGGAGCCUUGCAGGCAGAGCAGGUCUCAGCAAGCACUUUCAAAUGAUGGAAGUGAGACCACUGAAUGUCCUGGCCUUAGCCUGGUUUUGCUCUGCAGAGAGGAUUUCUUUAUUAAGCUUUCCUAUGAUACCUGUGCUCUCCUCUAAUGGGGAGGAAGAAGGCUUCCCUGCCUUGCUGUUUGUGGUGAAUCGAGCAGAAGCACCAUUCUUAUCCUCUCAAGAUUGUAUUGGGAAGACUUUGAGUCUCCACUUCCCUUAGAGCAAAAGGAAGGAAGCAGGAAAAUGGUACCUGCUGAGCCUGCAGUGCUACCCUGUCACUGACUGGUGAUCUGAGAAGAGCCGCAUGUCUCACCUGGCACAGAUGGCAUGCUGGGCUCGGGGAGCGAGGGAUGGCUGAGCUGAACUUGUGUGUGUGGGAUAGGCAGGGACUGACUGGGUGUGGUUAAAUGUCGUCAGAGCAGUGCCAGCCUCAGUCCCAACACAACCUGUAAGCACUUUGUAGCCUGAGGUGAUGUGAAAACUGUCACAUGGAGUCAUCCUUCUAGCCUGCACCCUGUGCUGGCACUGACGCUCUGAGCUCUGAUGCCAAAUCAUCUGUAAUAUGCAAGUGUCUUCAGGUGAUGUUUUUGGAAAGGGGUGUGCAGUAUUCUUUGUGUGUCUGCAGGACUUCUGCCUGAGAGUCUUACAAGAAAUAAUGUAUUUGUCUGUUGUAGGUUCCACGCUUGGCUUUUCUGUGUUGUGCAUUUUGUUUUUGCGUUAACCCACUAGACUUGUUGUAGAUUAGAAGCACUGACACUUUUGGUCCUUAAUAGGUUGCACAAAGGGCCUGAGGCAAUCUGAGAUCCUGUUUGGAAAGGGCUUGGUCAGUAAUGACUCUUAACUGGCCAGAUUGAUGUCUUUCCCAGUGUCAGGGACAACAGCCACAGGCUUCUGGAGAAAGAACCUGGGUGAGCAGCAUCACCACUCCCCUCUCUGCUCAUGUGGCUUUAAUGCACAGGCAAAAGAUCCCUAGAGCAGCUGCUAGCAUGGAGCAGCCAGAUGGUUGCUUCUCAGGGGCACACAGACCCAUGUCUGUGUGCAGGGACAGACAGCCCUGCACAGAGGGGAAUAGCAUAUUCCAGCGUGCAGCCCUGGUACCAGGUUAGUGAUGAGGAGAGCCCUCCUAUCACAAACCCUCCUGAAUUCUUUUCUCCAGCUGGAAUACUUGAAGGCAGCUGCCCAAAACUGUCUCUGGCAGUUAAUAAUACCUGAAUUACCUUGCAGUUUACUUCCUUGCAGUUUACUUCUUGCAUCUUGCUGAUGCUGGACUUGCUGGAAUCCUGCACUUAAAUGGUCCUCCUGAUUUUUGCCCUGUGUGUGCAUGUGUGCAGUGUGUUGGAAGAACCAACAUCUGUAGCGUUUCCCUAGUCUCUGUGCUGGCGUGGAGGCCUGUCUACUACAGCCCUUGCCAAACUUACCCAGAAAGGACCAAUCUCUGAAUUUUCUGUAGCCUUUGAGGUGGUAGAUUUUCCAGGAAUAAAAAUCCCACGGUGUGUUUUAAGGUAUGAUUUGCUGAUCAGACUGUACCCAGAAUUAUACUACUUUGGUGUACGUAGCUGUAAAGCAGCUUUGCUUAGAUGGGGUGUGUGAUUCAUUGCUUUUAAUUCAGCUGUCCUUGCAGUGAAGCAGCUUUAUUGUCUGGGAGGAUCCAGAUGAUGGUUGGAUUAGGGUUUUUUCCUAUGUGAAGAGCAGUGUUUAAUUUGUAUCAAGUGCUCCAAAUGUUGCUAGGUAGUAACUGACCUCCUCAGAUCUGAGUUUUUGCUGUCUCUGGCAGGCUUGGCCAUUGGUACCGGCACUUUGGCCCAGGAAUUCCCAGGUUCAGUGCCAUUAUGUCAGCAGCACAGAGCUGGCUGCGUUGUGCCUCAGCUGGCAGAGGCAGGGCUGAGGGAUCUGCCCAGCUAAGUGUCAGCCAUGGUAGCAUGGAAGGCUCUCAGCGAUGGUGGGACCUGUGCAUCUCUCCAGUGCUGGGAGCUGCUCUGCUCUCUUUCAAGCUUAUCUCCUUUUCAGGCAGUUGGCUUUGAAUUUUUGGUUAAAGGUGAGAGCUGUGCCAGGAACUACAUACAUCUGAAGAUGCAAACUCCUGCCGACACAUUUUCUCACUCAAUGAGACCAGGCUUGAGUGCUGAUUCGAGCAAAAAACCUAAGGCUGUUGGUUUUUUUUGUUCCCUGCUGGCUGGAGUUGAAGAUGCUGUCACUGGAUCCAGUCCCUGACUUUUCUCUGCAGAUGCUGAUCUCUGUCACUGGGUCCAGUCCCUGACUUUUCCCUGCAGGCUGCAGGGAGGUGUAGAAAUUCCUCAGAACAGAAGUAUUUUAGCAUUAUCUGUCACCAUCUGCCUGUAGCUUGAUAGAAGAACGCUCUGAAACUCACCCUGGUGUCUCAGUGAGCUCUUGGUGGUUUGGCAUAAGUUGCAGCCCUGCUAAAGCCUGUGUUCCUUAACUCUAGAUUGUACCUGAGUGUGCGUGAUGGUUUGAUCUAAAGUGACUGUUUGGCUGUGGAUGGGCAUGGCUCUCCUUGUCUCACAGUACUACUUGCUGAAGGGGUGAGGUGAUGAGGUUUUCCCGCAGAUGCUUGCAGGUUUCUUGGUCUGUGCUGCAGGUAGAGCUUCCUCCUAUGAGCUGUCCUUCUCCACAACAGUGCUGGGUCUUUCCCUGGUGCUGCAGCUGUCACUGGGGUCAUGUUCCCAGUGCAAGCUGUGGAGCUCUUGCAGUGUCUGGAGAGGAAAUUGUGGCUGGGAGAAGGUAUCAUCUGGGGAGAAACCUGCUUCAGGGAAAAGGAUGAAAGGUGAAGUCUCUGGAGACAGCAAAGCUGUGAGCGGUGUCCCUGUGCAGGGCUUUUCCUGGCUCUUAAAGCUGAGGGCCGAAGGUGGAAUGAAAUCCAGCAGCCAGUUUCAGCUGCUGUGUGCGUGCAUGUGUGCGAGCAGGGUGAGAGAUAAAGUUCUUUGCGCUUCCAGCUCUUUAUUACAUCCAGGGAGAGUAACUCUGGGUCACUGCUUGAGGCACGGCCAGAUCCCAUCUUCAUUUCCAGCUCCAUCCCCGCUGCUCUCAGCACGGUGCCGGCACGGCACACCUUGGCUCGUCCUCCUCGAGCACUCGGCGCAGCCCCUCCUCCCCCUCUCCGGAUCCGUGACCUCGCUCUCCAUCCGGGUUAGGUGUGAGCCGUUGUACCCCGUCACGCUGAGCGGCCGUGCGCUCGUUCCCUCCCCGAUGAUCAAUAAAUGACGCUUGGAGACA